Aspergillus thermomutatus is the source of this 1140-nucleotide messenger RNA. RefSeq names its product AHA1 family protein. Gene Ontology annotation, molecular function: ATPase activator activity; protein-folding chaperone binding. Lineage: Eukaryota; Fungi; Ascomycota; Eurotiomycetes; Eurotiales; Aspergillaceae. The record is from RefSeq and is a predicted model, not a curated record. The coding region runs from base 1 to 1140 and encodes 379 amino acids. Gene Ontology annotation, biological process: positive regulation of ATP-dependent activity; protein folding. Gene Ontology annotation, cellular component: cytosol. The transcript is spliced from 5 exons.
AUGGUCCUUCACAACCCCAACAACUGGCACUGGGUGAAUAAGGAUGCCUCUGCUUGGGCCAAAAACUAUUUGAAAGAGAAGCUUUGCGCGCUGUCCGUUGAGGAAGAUGGCGUCUCCGCGAAGAUUUCGAACAUACUGACUAUGGAUGGCGACGUAGACGUCAGCCAGAGAAAGGGCAAGGUCAUCACUUUGUUCGAUGUCAAGUUACAGCUAGAGUACGAAGGUAAGACGAAGGACGAGGAGUCCGUUAGUGGCACCAUUACUAUUCCUGAGGUUGCCCACGACACGGAGGAGGAUGAGUACGUCUUUGAGAUCGAGAACUACUCGGAUUCCGCCUCCAAGCAACCGGUGAAGGACCUCGUUCGUUCGAAGGUCGUUCCUCAAAUAAGACAAGAGCUUGUCAAGCUUGCUCCCGCUCUGAUCGCCGAGCACGGAAAGGACAUCCAACAUGCUCCUGGCGUUAACCCUUCCAGCGGUUUCGCUACACCAGCCUCCUAUCCCCAGACUUCCAAGAGUGCUAGCCCUGCUCCCCAGACUACUACCACCACCACCACCAACAAGGUCGCUGUCAACACCACCACUGUCACUGCCUCGGAUGAGUUCCGUACCACCGCUGAGGAGCUGUACAUCACCUUCACUGAUCCUCAACGUAUCGCGGCUUUCACCCGUGGAGCACCUCGUCAAUUUGACGGCGCGCAAGUUGGUGGGAAGUUCUCCAUCUUCGAUGGCAAUGUCAAUGGAGAAUUUGUGAAGCUCGACAAGCCUAAGCAGAUCGUCCAGAAAUGGCGCCUGGCACAGUGGCCUGAAGGCCACUUCAGCACUCUCGAGAUCAACUUCGAUCAAAACGACGUUGAUGCCGUCACCCAGAUGCGUGUCAGCUGGACCGGCGUCCCUGUCGGCCAGGAAGAUGUGACCAAACAGAACUGGGACGUCUACUACGUCCGCAGCAUCAAGCAGACUUUCGGAUCCCAUUCUACAUCUUGGAGACAGUUGCUGAUUGCUUUGCUUGUUCUUUUCAUCGGUAUAGUACUUGCCGAUUGGGGUUUGAAGGCAUCGAAGACCGUGCCUUCAGCAGCACGCCAGGGCGUGACUCGUAUUGUGGGCUGGCAUGGCCUUUUGUAUCUCAAAGCAGGCAUUUGA